UCUCUGCGAACUUUUAUUUUGAAAAUUAUGACGAUUCAGGAAGAGGAGGACAAUAUCUUUUCCGGUUCAGGAUCGUAAGAGAAAAGGACAGACAUGACUCGACACGGGAAAAACUGCACAGCAGGAGCUGUUUACACUUAUCACGAGAAGAAGAAAGACACCGCCUCUUCUGGUUAUGGGACACAAAGUGUGCGUUUGGGGAAGGAUGCGAUCAAAGACUUUGACUGCUGCUGUCUGUCCUUACAGCCCUGCAGGGACCCCGUCGUGACUAAAGAUGGAUACUUGUAUGAAAAAGAAGCCAUCCUGCAAUACAUCCUUCACCAGAAAACAGACAUUGCCAAGAAAAUGAAGGCAUAUGAGAAGCAGAAAAAGGCUCUAAAGAGUGAAGGUCAGCUGGAGUCCAAGUCUGAGGAGCGAGAGAGAGCUGAGAAGUUCAAACAGAGAGAGAACAACAUCGUCUCCAAGCCAAUCAACCCCUUUACCUCAGAUAAAUCUAAUGAUGAAGAAAGCCAGAAGGGCUCAAGCAGCUCCUCCAGUUCUGACACAGGAGCGUCCAGUUCCUCUUCAGCUCUGCCCAGCUUCUGGAUCCCCAGCCUCACACCAGAGGCCAAGCCCACUUUGCUUAAAAAGCCUUCAAAAACAGUGUUGUGCCCCAUGUCAGGAUGUCCUCUGAAGAUGAGUGAUUUGAUUUCAGUGCGCUUCACUCCACUGGACCCCAGUCUGGACAGAGUGGCCCUCCUCACACGCCAAGACAGAUACGUGUGUGCAGUAACCAAAGACACGCUUGGGAACUCUGUGCCCUGUGCAGUCCUUAGACCCUCUGGAGCCGUAGUCACUAUGGAGUGUGUGGAGAAGCUCAUACAGAAAGACAUGAUUGAUCCAGUGACUGGAGACGAACUGAAAGAGAAGGACAUCAUACCUCUCCAGAGGGGUGGGACUGGCUUUGCAGGGUCAGGAGUGGACCUCAAAGCUAAAGAGGCCAGACCUGUUAUGCAAGCAUAAACGAGAGGAUUGGACGACGCUUUGACCCUGUAAAUAUUGUCACUGGUUUUGCUGAACUUUUUUGUAGUGCUUUUGUUGUCAGUUGUUUGAUGAGGGGUAAUCUGAGUGAUAUCCCAAAGAUGGCAUUAUGCCAAAAUAUACAGUAGAUGUGCUUUUUUUUCUUUUCUUUUUAAAUAAAUCAUUCAUUUUACAUGCUUCAAAAAACACAUUUGUCUUAUUUUAAUAGUUUAAAGAGACAUUCAGGCUUUUUGUGGUCAAAGUGAGGUUAAAGUUCAUCAUGAUCUUCUACCAGGGUCCCAUAGUCAGUUAUAGUACUGACCUUAAUGAAAUCCAUUUUAUCCAUGAUUUCACUGAUAGAGAGACGACCAUCCUGGGAAUGACAUCAAGGACAUAGACACAGUUUGGAAAAUGCAAAAGGACAAAGAAUGAUUAAGUAGAGCAAGAGGGUGACUAUUAAAAAAACUAAGCUUUUGUGAUUAGAAAUUAGAAGACUUAUUAGAAUGCAAUGAAUUGUCUUUGUGAGAACGUUGAAAUUAAAUCCCAGUCCACAAUUAAAAAACUAACAUGGUUUUAUUAAGAAUUCACAGAGAGAAAAAGGUUCCAACAAUAAAGUGUCAAUCACUUUGGUCUCCUCCUGUCUAUUGAAUCCCUGGCCCUCUUUCCCUCCCUCUGGCUUCAUUUCUCAGCACCUAUGCCUCUUUUUUCAUGUAAGUGAUAUGUUCGAGUGUGGAAUCACUGACCACUAAUGUAAAAAAUUACUUCGUAACAGUCAUGUUAUUUUGAAUACUGAUGCAACUAGACUUGUAUUCAGUGCUGUAUUCCUGAGCAUCUCUCAAGUGGAAGAUAUCAGUCCAUUACUGCACAAUAAAGCUGGAGUGUCUGUU
Carassius auratus (goldfish) is the source of this 1886-nucleotide messenger RNA. Its product is annotated as nitric oxide synthase-interacting protein-like. Gene Ontology annotation, molecular function: ubiquitin protein ligase activity. The transcript has 10 exons. The record is from RefSeq and is a predicted model, not a curated record. NCBI's taxonomy places the organism in Eukaryota, Metazoa, Chordata, Actinopteri, Cypriniformes, Cyprinidae. Bases 94 to 1002 code for a protein of 302 amino acids. Gene Ontology annotation, cellular component: nucleus.